Molecule: messenger RNA, 650 nt
Organism: Tribolium madens (black flour beetle)
Lineage: Eukaryota; Metazoa; Arthropoda; Insecta; Coleoptera; Tenebrionidae
Product: protein SREK1IP1-like
Exons: 1
Coding region: 224-613 (129 amino acids)
Molecular function (GO): zinc ion binding; nucleic acid binding
Source: RefSeq, a predicted model, not a curated record
AAAUGUAGUUUGUGGCCCAAACUACACGAAAUUAUGAAAAAAAUUAUCGCAUUAAUCACAAAUAUAAUAUAUUUUGUUUCUCAAAAACGUCCCUCAAGGGUGCCAACCAAAAAUUGUUUAUUUCGCGAAAGUACCAAACAGUUAAAUGUCAACAUGGAUGAUGUCAACUCUAAGUGAGGUUAAAAUUUUAUAAAUAUUUAGUUUGUAAUAUAUUUUUUGUACAAUGAACGCCUACGGCUCGCAUUUGCUGCCCCCGGCCAAGGAAAGUGUCCGUGCGGCGUGUAAAAAGUGCGGUUAUGCCGGUCAUCUCACCUACCAGUGUCGUAAUUUCAUUAAAGUGGACCCCAACAAAGAAAUCGUUUUGGAUGUAAGUAGCACCAGUAGUGAGACUGAUCAAGAAUACUUGACACCCCUUACCGAGUUACGUGAGAAGGAGUUGGUUGAUAAGUUGAAGAAGAAGCACAAGAAGAAAAAGAAGGUGGAGAAGAAAACGAAAAAACGGAAACAUUCUUCUGAAUCGGACAGUGAUAGUGAGGAGAAGGAAAGAAAAAAGAAGAAACAUAAAAAGAAAGCCAAGAAGAAAAAGCGGCAUUCGGAGUCUGAGUCGGAUUGAUGUAUAAUUUUUUUUUUAUAAAACAAAUACUAAAAUU